Messenger RNA from Exophiala xenobiotica, 675 nucleotides. RefSeq names its product 60S ribosomal protein L34-B. Gene Ontology annotation, cellular component: ribosome. The record is from RefSeq and is a predicted model, not a curated record. Gene Ontology annotation, biological process: translation. Bases 68 to 421 code for a protein of 117 amino acids. NCBI's taxonomy places the organism in Eukaryota, Fungi, Ascomycota, Eurotiomycetes, Chaetothyriales, Herpotrichiellaceae. The transcript has 3 exons. Gene Ontology annotation, molecular function: structural constituent of ribosome.
CGACGACGACUUCCAGCAACGGCCACCAUUCCUUCAUUCAACCCAUUGCUCUUUCAAUACCGUCGCAAUGGCAGGCGUUAGACUUCAAUACCGCCGACGCAACCCUUACAACACUACCUCGAACAACGUCCGUGUCAUCAAGACCCCCGGCGGCAAGCUUCGAUUGUUGCACAUCAAGAAGCGAGGAACUGCUCCCAAAUGUGGUGAUUGCGGCAUUAAACUCCCAGGUGUCCCAGCUCUUCGACCUAGAGAAUAUGCCACUACAUCCCGACCGCAAAAGACCGUCCAGCGUGCCUACGGUGGCUCCAGAUGCGCCAACUGCGUCCGGGACAGAAUCGUUCGUGCUUUCCUGAUCGAAGAGCAGAAGAUCGUCAAGAAGGUACUGAAGGAGACGCAAGAGAAGAAGAGUGGCAAGAAAUAAGUGACUCAAGGAUGAUGAGUUGAUUGAUCUUUUUCUUGACGAACAUGAGCGCUCGGAAGUUGUCUCAGGGUAUCCCACGACCGGGAAGACGACCGGUCGAGUAAGGCUGGAAGAGUUCUAAGCCAAAAGCAGCUGCAUAGCGGGACUACACUCGGGUCCAAGACAAGGGUCUUAGGCAAUCCUCAAUGGAAAUUAUCAGACAUGGCGAGGGUGUGAAGUAUUCAAUGCAAAUGAUACCGACAUGGACCAUCCUG